AUGCCAGUGGCCAUCGAAGCUGAGCAUUUACCCACUAAAGUUGGUUACGACACCGACCCUGGUAAGGACGACAAGCACACAGAUGAGUGCUGCCCAGUUUUCCUUGGUGGUAGCUCCAUUGCAAAUGGUGUAGGAACAGCCGUUUCACAAAGGUCGUGUGACCAGCUGAAAUGUAUCUCCUGUGACUUUCGGGUGGCCAUGUUUGACGAUCAUGAAUGGGACCCCUCUUGUGAUGACCUAUUCUUCAGGAGCAACAUGCGAGACUGUCAGAAGCUGCGGGCCAAGCUGAGGAGAAGAAAAGGGGUGCAGACGCACGCCUACAAGUGUAGCUGGCACUCUGCUCGAGACCUCACUGACCUGAGAGAACAGCACCAGCUCAAGUGGGUCUGUGGGAAGCAUGACAUGUGA
Molecule: messenger RNA, 408 nt
Organism: Salvelinus namaycush (lake trout)
Lineage: Eukaryota; Metazoa; Chordata; Actinopteri; Salmoniformes; Salmonidae
Product: protein C8orf37 homolog
Exons: 4
Coding region: 1-408 (135 amino acids)
Cellular component (GO): cytosol
Source: RefSeq, a predicted model, not a curated record